AGAGCCGGGAGGAGGCUUAGACCAGCGUAGUGGCCCUGUAGGUGGUGGUGAGAUUUCAGAUUUGGAAGGAGGAAUCUACACGAGUUGCCAAUGGAUGGGACGCAGAGUUUGAGAGAAAGGGAACGAUCCAGAUGACUCCGAGGGUCUUGGGCCUGAGCAGCUGGGAGGAUGCAACUGGGAAAGACGGCGGGGAGGCGGGGAGCAGAAGCUGGUGAGGUGGGGAAGUUCUGCUUGGACAAGGUCAAGUUAAGGUGCGUAUUAGGCAUCCGAACGUCAAGUCCGGGAAGGGUGUGUUUCAGAGAGGGUCCCGGUUGGAUCCUCCCAGUUCGUCUUCCCCAUUCCACAGGUGUGGACUCAGCAGCCGAUCUCUGCGCUGGGCCGGGCGGGGUCACGUGGCCGCGGGCUGGCGCCCCCUGGCGCGGGAGAGCGCGGGCGGCUGGGGAAUGGCUGCUGCCGGGGUGCGGGGGCGCAGCAAGAGUGGGGAGCUGGGGGAGUCUGGCCGCCCGGCCCUGUACUUCUGCGGGAGCAUUCGCGGCGGACGCGAGGACAGGACGCUGUACGAGCGGAUCGUGUCUCGGCUGCGGCGAUUCGGGACAGUGCUCACCGAGCACGUGGCGGCCGCCGAGCUGGGCGCGCGCGGGGAAGAGGCUGCUGGGGGUGACAGGCUCAUCCAUGAGCGGGACCUGGCGUGGCUGCAGGAGGCAGAUGUGGUCGUGGCAGAAGUGACACAGCCAUCCCUGGGUGUAGGCUAUGAGCUGGGCCGGGCUGUGGCCUUCAACAAGCGGAUCCUAUGCCUGUUCCGCCCGCAGUCUGGCCGCGUGCUUUCGGCCAUGAUCCGGGGAGCAGCAGAUGGCUCUCGGUUCCAGGUGUGGGACUAUGAGGAGGGAGAGGUGGAGGCGCUGCUGGAUCGAUACUUCGAGGCUGAUCCUCCAGGGCAGGUGGCUGCCUCCCCUAACCCACCCACUUGACUUAAUCUCACUUUCUUAAAUUCUUCUGUUCUCAGACACUUCCUUCCUCUUAGCCCCAGGAGCAAAUUAAAAGGUACAGUUAAAAUCCUAA
Molecule: messenger RNA, 1059 nt
Organism: Chlorocebus sabaeus (green monkey)
Lineage: Eukaryota; Metazoa; Chordata; Mammalia; Primates; Cercopithecidae
Gene: DNPH1
Product: 2'-deoxynucleoside 5'-phosphate N-hydrolase 1
Biological process (GO): deoxyribonucleoside monophosphate catabolic process
Cellular component (GO): nucleus
Molecular function (GO): 5-hydroxymethyl-dUMP N-hydrolase activity
Source: RefSeq, a predicted model, not a curated record